This is a messenger RNA of Nothobranchius furzeri (turquoise killifish), 8255 nucleotides long. RefSeq names its product RNA-binding protein Nova-1 (gene nova1). The record is from RefSeq and is a predicted model, not a curated record. Gene Ontology annotation, molecular function: mRNA binding. Gene Ontology annotation, biological process: mRNA splicing, via spliceosome; regulation of alternative mRNA splicing, via spliceosome. Gene Ontology annotation, cellular component: cytoplasm; nucleus. Lineage: Eukaryota; Metazoa; Chordata; Actinopteri; Cyprinodontiformes; Nothobranchiidae.
UUCAGACCAGCGGCGCGUUUUUCAGAGCCGGAAGCUUCAUCUGCGCUCUCACCGUAAAGCUGCGGCUGUUUUCUUCGGUUUUGCGCCAGCAGCAACAUGAGGCAGCGACAGACCUGAUCCCGCAGGUCCAGCAUCCAGACCCCUCACAGACCUUCGGUACCGGACAGAAGUGGCGGUGCCGCCGAGAAUGCGGUGCUGAGAGCCGCUGGGGGAGGGGGUCCGGGUUUAACGGGAAACAUGAUGAUGGACGGUGGUGUCGGUGACGGAGGAGCCGUGGACCAUGGGAUCUAUGCAAGUCCAAACCCCCAGAACCCGCUUGGGGACGCGGAACCGGAUUCCCGCAAGCGGCCCCUGGAAACUCCGACUGAGGAGGCCGGCGGUAACAAACGGACCAACACCGGAGAGGAGGGCGAGUACUUCCUGAAGGUGCUGAUCCCCAGCUAUGCAGCCGGCUCUAUAAUUGGCAAGGGUGGCCAGACCAUCGUACAACUGCAGAAGGAGACGGGUGCCACCAUUAAGCUGUCCAAAUCCAAAGACUUCUACCCCGGAACAACAGAAAGAGUCUGUCUGAUACAAGGCACCGUCGAAGCUCUCAAUAGUGUUCACAACUUUAUUGCGGAGAAAGUCCGUGAGAUGCCCCAGAGUGCCCAGAAACCAGAACCAGUCAGCAUACUACAACCACAGACCACAGUAAAUCCUGAUCGCGUCAAACAGGCCAAAUUGAUUGUGCCCAAUAGUACAGCAGGGCUGAUCAUUGGCAAGGGUGGAGCCACAGUGAAAGCAGUAAUGGAGCAGUCAGGGGCUUGGGUGCAGCUCUCUCAGAAACCAGAAGGCAUCAAUCUGCAGGAGCGAGUGGUGACCAUCAGUGGGGAACCCGAGCAGAACCGUAAAGCUGUGGAAAUCAUUGUGCAGAAAAUCCAGGAGGAUCCUCAGAGUAGCAGCUGCCUCAAUAUCAGCUAUUCCAACGUCUCUGGUCCAGUAGCCAACUCCAACCCUACCGGCUCCCCCUACGCUAACACAGCUGAGGUGCUGCCCAACGCAGCUGCAGCGGCUGCCACUGCCUCGAGCCUUCUGGGCCAAGCCGGACUGACAGGAAUGGGUGCCUUCCCUGCUGCCAUGUCCAGUUUCUCUGGCAAUGACCUACUGGCCAUCACCUCAGCUCUGAAUACACUGGCCAGCUACGGCUACAACACCAACACCCUGGGCCUGGGCCUCAACCCUGCAGCUGCCUCUGGAGUCCUUGCUGCGGUUGCAGCUAGUGCAAACCCUGCUGCUGCAGCAGCAGCAAACCUAUUGGCCUCCUAUGCUAAUGAUGCCUCUGGCAGUGCUGGGCACCCUGCUACCGGCCUCAGUGGGUUCUCCCUGGGUUCACUAGCAGCUGCUACUGGGGCUUCCAAUGGUUACCUAAAUGCUUCAUCCCCAUUAAUGGCCUCAUCCCUGCUGGCAACAGAGAAGCUGGCAGACGGGGCCAAGGACGUGGUUGAAAUAGCUGUCCCCGAAAAUCUGGUGGGUGCCAUCUUGGGAAAAGGAGGGAAAACGCUGGUAGAGUACCAGGAGCUGACAGGAGCCCGCAUCCAGAUCUCCAAAAAGGGAGAGUUCAUUCCUGGUACUCGGAACCGUAAAGUUACCAUAACAGGGUCGCCAGCCGCCACACAAGCUGCACAGUAUCUGAUCAGCCAGCGGAUCACGUACGAGCAGGGAGUACGCGCUACCAACCCACAAAAGGUGGGCUAAAAUGAAAAUGAAGAAUAUAACAAGAGUGAAGACAGAAAAAGAAAGAAAUUGAGUCGUGAUGAGUAAAAAAAAAAAAUCCAAAUCUAUGUUCAAUAUUUCAGUAUACAAUGAAAGAAUCACAAAGGAGGAGGUGGGGGAGACAACAAAGAUAAGCGUGUGUGACAUGUGAGUGUGUUUUUAGGACUGACGUCCUGAUGUUUUUAAAAAGUUUGUGUCAAGUUUGUUUGACCAUGGCGAUCAGAGUAAGCUGAACUGGUCCACUGCCAAGCUGCAGAUUCAAGAGUGUGACCGCAGGGUCUCACCCUCCUCCAAAACCUCAUUUCUGUUUUUAUUUUGGGGGUUGGUUGUCUGAUUUUGGUGGUUUUAAACCUCAGCAUCCAGCGAGCUGAGCGUGUCAGACGAUCUAACCAGAGCAUCCUUUUGUUUUCAGUGCAGAAUGCAUUAACGGGGGAGGUUUCAUCACACAGCACCUGAGCUCUUUUCCGUCUACAGGGAAACAAAACAAGAGUAAAUUCUUAAGAGAAAGAGAAAGUUCAAGUUGGCGUAUGUAGAAUUCGAGCUCAUAUCAUAAUUGAAGUUUCUAAAUUGAGGUAUUUUAUAUUUUCAUUCUUAAUUUAUUGACACGGUCUCAUUCAAACACAAAUAGAUCAAUUAAACCUGUAAAAGCAGGUUGAUAUGAAUGUAAAAACAAUAUUAGCCUAUUGCUAUUUUAUUUACAGGGAUGUGUUGCAGUGAAAGAAAUGUAUAACCCAAAUCCAGUCUGAACUUUGCCAUCGCUGUCUGCAAGUAUAGUUCAGGGGUUGAAUAAUCAAUGUGAGAGGGGCGAGGAGACACACAGGAAUGUAUAAAUAUAUUAUUUACACAAACACUCGUAGAAAACGCUCCCAGAAACGCACAAAGACUAAAACAUUUGCAUAUUCAGCCACAGCUACAAACACAGCAGAACAUGUUUGACCCGUUCUUGGUGCUAUAGGGUUAGGUUCGUCAUGAAACUAAAAUCUUUACCUGGAUAGCGUAGCUGAUGUGUCGGCCAGCCAUCGGUAGCUCCCUGGAGCUGACCCAGCCUCUCGCCUGAUGACGGAGACUGAUUCAGAACUUUGUUAGAAUUCUAGAGCAUUCUUUUCUGAUCAAAUCUGAAUCUUGUGCAACAGAAAACACCUGAAGCAGUUUCUGCCUCAGCCAGACAUUCGCCACGUCCCAGAUUUAGCUAAAGGUUCUGCUGACCUGAACGCAGUGUUCAACUCCUUCAGCUUGCAAAGGGAACAGAGCACCAUGAAGGCAUUUUGAUGAGCUGUAUGAAUCAAAAUGUGUGAACAAAGAAACUAUUGCCUUUACAUUAAGGGCAGCAGACUGACAGGAGGGGAGGAGAAUGGCGCUCGCAUGGGAGGUUUGGAGUCACUUCCCUGUGAGCAUCAAGAAAAAACACUAAACAAAAAGAGGAUUUUGCUGUUCACACAGCAAAAUCCUCUUUUGGUUUGGUGUUUUUUCUUGAUGCAGACAGCGUUCCAGACACGUGUUGCAGCUCGAGUGGAGCACGUAAUAAAACAUCAAACAUUUUUAGUCUUUCCUUGCUGAUUGUUGAACAGUGGCUGGCUAAAUGUGAAAUGAUCUCGUGUCCCCUCUGUGCUGCUAUCCAUAGCAUCCAUUCUGAGUCCACUGAGUCUCUGAAGACUGCACUGUGAUGCAUUUCCAACACACAUAAUGUGUGUCCGUCCCUCUUUGGGACACAAGUAUGUCAUAAUGUGCACAUCUAUGUCACAAGACCUAUCAAUAACGACGGAGGGGAAAUCUGCACAAGAGCAUUUCUACGGCAGCGUCUUGUGAUGUUUUUGUUCAUGAACAUGCUGCACUUAAAUUAGUGAACAUUUUCUGAUUUUCAAACGAAUUCUUGCCUCCCCGCUCUGUGUCCUCUCUGUGUGCCCACCUCCCUUUGCUCAAAAGACAUUGACAGCUGUCCCCAUCAACCCAAGCUCUAUGAUCAGCGUGUUUAAUACAACGCUGUGAGGGUUGGUGCUGAGUUGUGUCGAACACAAUCAGACACUCCAGUCUUAUGAAAACUUACGAAACAGACCUUCUCACUUGCAUAAAUCCUGCGUAUGAAGUAAAUGGAUGUAAAUCAACUUCCUGUUGCUGAACAUGAGGCGUAGCAAUCACAGGAGUGAGCCUCCUCAGAAAUCUCUCCUCUCGCUGUGUGUAUGGAAGGCUUCACAUUCGUCCAAAUCCAAUCUGGCCACCAGUGAAAUCAUUGUGUAAGAUAACCCUUUACUGCCCAAGAUUUUAGCAUAUAAUAAAAUACAAGCACAAAACAAGGGGGUGUUUUAUCAAUGCAACUGGACUGUUUGACUCCGGAGAGCUCCCCUCCAGGGCUCUCUGAUCGAUACGUUGUGCCAAAAGCCGUUUUCCUCUGCCCCUCAUUAGCUUUCCUCUUUCUCUCGACAUCUUAGUCCCCUGCAUGCUCUCUCUGUUCUGUGGUUCUUCCUGUCUCCUAGAACCCCAUCUGUGCUCCUUCCUACACGGUUCUCUCCCCCUCUUUCUCCUUCCUCUCGUCUCGUAGUCUCACGGGCGAUGCCUUGGAUGUGCCACGGGUGGGAGUUAUGCACUACAGGUCACAGGGGUGUGAAAAUGUUUUCCCAGGCUGCAGCGUUCACAAGGCCAAAAUGCACAGAACACACCUGCCUCCAAAACUGUGACACCCACAGAGAUCAACCGGCAAUCUUUGCUCAAAGGGUUAAAUCUGAGCGAAGAACAAAUCACAUUUAGACAUCGUUCGUCUUUUACAUGAAGAGAUAAUCUGUUUCUCCCUCCCAAAGGAGGCCAAUCGUGGUUAAAUAAAUAUCAAAAUGGUGGCUUAGCUGGAGUUUCAGCCUCUAAAGGAAGAACAGUUCAGACGUUCGAUCGCUGGAGAGCAACGUAGGAAGGGGUUGGUGACCUUAAGCCGAAACAAUGACAUCCUUUAUGCAUAUCCUGUUAUCUGAAAACGACUAGAAAUCCUUUCUGUGGAAAACAAUAUGUCAUGUCAUUUGAUCUAUAUGUACUUUAUUGUAGCUAUUCUAGUUUGUAGUCCAAAUGCAGUCCCGCGUUGUCGAUAAAAUGUGAAACUAUGUUAUAUUUGUGUGGAUGAUGAGAGUGCCAACUAAGCCUGACUAAGAUUAGCUUCGCGAUUCGUUUGUGCAUUAUAAAGACUCAUCAUUGAGCGGUGGUGUCCAUAUUCCUGUCACUGAUGAUUUAGUUUGACCGUAAGAAAAUGUUAAGAAUAUUGGAAGCAAUAUAGUAGCAUGUUGUCCUGUUUUGUGUUUUAUGUCUGUUGUAUGAACCUUUGAAAUUACUAAGAUUUUGAAUGAAUAGGUUUACACGUACUUUUUUGUAAGUUAUGAAAAUGCUGCUAUUUGAUAAGUAAACUAUACAAAAUAUUUUAGUUGAAAAGAUGUCUGUUCUGUUGAUUAGAGACGUGCUCCGACAGACGAGAGCAUCACAGGAGGUGUAUAGAGGACUAUACCGUACUGGUAAGAUAGUAAAAGUAAUAAUAGACUCCAUAGUAUGACCUGUGCCAAACUAGACCUCCGCAGCUUCUGAAAUUGUAGAUGUGCGAUCAAAUGUUAGAUAUCAAUAACUUGUUUAGAAGUGCUGAUCAAGUGCCAAACAUUGUCUUUUAAGUUGAGAAAAGAUAAUCAAAUACAUUACUUAAGAAAACAAAAGACAAAGAGCUUUCUGUGCAUUGUUUUACCCCAUAGGUACAUAGAGUAAGAGUUAAAGAUUGUGAUUUUUAUGAACCAUGUCGUUUUACACUCCAUGCAUCCCUUGUGUGUUUGUUUGACCUGUGGCUUAAGUACUGCUGUUUUCUCACUAAUGUCUCUAUAGGCCAGCAUGGACUAAGCAUAACAUGUUAUAAGCAUCCAUAACAUAGCCAUUAACAAUCAAAAUGUGUUCGUGGAGUUAGGUGUUAUCUUUUUGCACGUCUUCUAUUGCAUGGUAUCAAAGUAAAAUUAUGGAGGAAAAAAAAGAUAAAAAUCUGCGAGGAGUCUCGCAACAUUCAAAGACAUAAACGCUGCAUGCAGUCAGAUGUAAAGCUCUUCAGUUCGAUCACCUCAUGUUCAAAAAAAGGUGUUUAUGUUGUGAGUUGGGAGGGAGCUCAUUUUUUCAUGUUGGCCGGAAAAAAGACACACACACACACACACACACACACACGCGCGCGCGCGCACACACACAUCUGAGGAUUCUCUUCAGUCUAGGUCAUCUCUCUCUCUCUCAUCACCAGAGAAGAUAUUUAGUUUUUUAGGUCCCGUGAGGAGUUUUAAAAAUGUGAAACAAGCAAACGUGAAAAUGUUACUCAGUGCAUUGGCUCUUUGCGUUUUAGGAGAUCAUCUCUUUUACCGUUUCAGCGUCACACAACUUGUCUCAUAAAAGUUUCUGAUAUCGUUCAUCUUGCAGCUUGAAAGCCCAGAUCUAAUCUAUGAAUGUACUCAUUUACUCUUUUUUUUUUUUUUUAUUCUCUUGAAUGUUUAUUUGUCUUUAAUGUAAAUUCAGGGCAGAUAUACGUGUAAAGUUAAAAUCUAUGUGGAACAUCCUUCAGCUAUAGUCAGGUAGGCCUCACACGGCCACAGUCAUGAAUCAGACACGUGAACACAACUUCCGAUCCGCUGUCAACAUUUUCUUGUUUGUUUGGUGUUGCAUAAAUGCACUUUAACGAUGGGUGGGUCGUGCGGGGGUGAAAUGAAGCAAAUCGCGUUGGCUUUCCACAGCUCGUUUCUUUUGCUUUACUGUCAUUUUUGUUUCUCUAAUCUGUUGUUUCCCGAAGCUGUUGGGUCUGGAGGACGAUGGACAGGGCUGGAGUCUCAGACAGAAUAAAAGUAGCAGCUGUUUCUUCACUCUAAAGCUUCUCCGCCACAUUCCCUGCUGCUGUCAGUUGGCUGGAACAUUUCAAUGUUACAUUUCAAACAAAGCAAGGUGACUGGUUUGUCAGCAAACACGAUUAGAACCACUGGACUGAAGUGGAGGGUGAGGAGUCAGGUCCGUGAGGCAUAUUUGUCACCAGCAACAGGAAGAAAGUCUCUGGUCUGCAUGGAAAGGAUGAGAGAUGAAGGCCUUCUGACUUCAUGGUACGUCUGCCUCGUUGUUUUGUGUCACAAAGCCCUUUUUGUUUAUUUUCUGCUCCACAUUCGAACUCCAGACAAAUUACAGGAUCGUUCCUAUACUCCCCUUGUUUGUUUUGAUUUGGUUUCUACUCAAUCCCGGACUGUCACGCGCCCCAUGGAGCCUUUCACGAGGAGACAAGGACUGGUUUGAAACGCUAUGAACUGGCUGCUCACUCCUCUCUUUAAACCGAUUCUACCUGAGUCUCACCCGCGAUACCACAACUUGAGUUGCAUUACGCCGAGAACCUGCUACUGUGUCCACCCUUUAAACGGGUUCAGGUUUUUUUCUGGGGAAAAAUGGGACACUUUGCCAACCACACAUGAGGUCAUUUAUGUCUCUGACCCUCUGAACCUCCCAUGAACUUUGUUGACCUUCAUUGCCAAGAACUCAUUUUUACUCAUACACGUGUUGGAGAUGUUACCGUCGAACUCUGCAAGAACCGUUCUUCUGUUUCGUGGUCAUCCCGACUCUCCUGCAAGGUGAAAUGCUCGUUUGUGUAUAAAAUGAAGAAAGCAUAUCUGAGCCUUGCAGACAUUUUUAUCUUCCUUUGGGGUUUGCUUUUACGUUAUUUAACUUCUGUUUGUUCCAUCUUAGAAAAAAAUGGACUGACAGCAUACCAUCAGAUAGUUCCAGUUUAAGCAAAGUGAUGUUUUUGAUGAUUGGGUACAUUUCUCUCUGCUGUUAAUGAAAAUGUUUCUGUCUUUCUUUUGUCACAAGUGGGGAGAAUCUGUGAAAGUCCGGAGUAUAAACUACCUAAAAGGGCUUUCUUAGAGAGCAUUUAAAUGUCUUUUAAAUCAAGAGUCCUUUGAACAUGUUUAAAUACAAAAAAAAAAAAAAAACGCCUACUUGUGCCAUUCUUGAAGAAGUGAGAAAGCUUUUCAUGGCAUAUAUUUGUCAGCAAGAGUGCCAAAUAAUUCCACACUGAGCCAAAAGGCAGCCAGCCGACAUCACUGUAAGAUCGGUCCCGUUCCAUUUCCACUCCCCUUAAAACAUCACCUAUACGUGCAACGUCUCCGCUCAUGCCCCAUCAUUGUUAUGCUGCCAGUCUGUUUUCUGCUUUUGUCAGAAACAUCUCAGAAGCAGUAUAUUUUCUAAUUAAUGAACUGUUGAUUAAAUGACAACAGGCACUACGGUGAGGGAAUGAGAGGAUUUUAAACGUCAUUGUUUUUAUUAGUUGAUUUGAACAUUAUUCAUUAAUAGAUUUAUUGAUAAUGACUAUUUAAUGUAACUGUAGUACUGUGUUUGUAAAAGAAAUUCAGUGAGUUGUGUUAUAUGACUCGUGGACUACCAGUGAAGUCAGCAUUUCAGUGUUAACAAUUGAAUUGUUUUUUAAAGAUUAUUUUUGCGACGGCAACAAAGAGUCAUUAUAAAUGUUCAUUUUAACAUCA